CAGGCCGGCGUCGCUCGCUUGAGGUUUCCGGGCAACUCUACCGCAAUCACGCUGUGCAGCUUGAUAGAUUCCUAGCUAUAUACACGAAUAAAGCUGAAUUAGAUUUGAGUAUUCCUGUCAGAGUGCGCGCCAUUGAAGUAUUUUAAGCUUCAAAGCUACUACUUGACGGGUUUUCCCUUUCUCCAUCGUCGCGGAGCUUGAAAAGUCAAAAUGGCAGACCAGCUGACCGAGGAACAGAUUGCAGAGUUCAAGGAAGCGUUCUCGCUGUUCGACAAGGACGGCGACGGAACCAUCACCACCAAGGAGCUCGGCACAGUCAUGCGUUCCCUGGGCCAAAAUCCCACUGAGGCCGAAUUGCAGGACAUGAUCAAUGAGGUCGAUGCUGACGGUAACGGGACAAUUGAUUUCCCUGAGUUCCUGACAAUGAUGGCGAGGAAGAUGAAGGACACAGACAGCGAAGAGGAGAUCAGAGAAGCAUUCAGAGUCUUUGACAAGGAUGGCAACGGCUACAUUAGCGCAGCAGAGCUACGGCACGUCAUGACCAACUUGGGGGAGAAGCUUACUGACGAGGAGGUGGACGAAAUGAUACGCGAGGCUGACAUUGACGGCGACGGUCAGGUCAACUACGAGGAAUUUGUCCAGAUGAUGACUGCCAAGUGAAGAGAAGGCAGAAUUUUCUCUUAAACGUUGCUUGUCCUCUUGAGAUCACUGUCUUUAGGAACAAAAAGGAACAAUUAUCAGCUGAUGCCCCCACUCCUUUUACUCCCCCUAAACAAAACCAAACAUUUCAUGUAGAAUUUGGCCACUUGUGCUUAAUACAUCCAAGUACUUCUGAGGUAUCUGUUAAGCAAUCAUCUACAGACGAAUCCCCGAAGAAGUUAAUGGACCAAGCUUUAAGAGGGCCAACGGCCUUUUACUUCUGACCAAGAUUCUGCCGAGUCACCCAGCUCAUGAAUAAUUUAGAGGAAAGAGCAGCGCUGCCACUGCAAGAGCGGUGGGUGGGUUAGGAACUGAUGCCACCGAUCACUUUAGAGAAGUCGGUUAUUCUAAUCGCUCCGCUUCCACAAAGAACCUCACCUCUUUACUAGCACCAGUGGUGAUUCUCUCAAUACCAAUUUGACUACUCUUGCAUGCAGCCGUUCUGUGGUGGUCUCCUGUCUCGACAAGGUGGUUCUGAUCCCAUCAGAGGUAGUGGUCAGAUAUUGUAUACAGUGGAGGUAUAUACUUUCAUAUAUAGCUAUAUAUCUGUACAAAAAAUAUGUGUCACUAUUGAUUAUUUCAAGAGCAACUAGUUGCAGUUUGUGGUGUUCAUUGGUGCUUGGUUGGAAAAGAGCAUUUUAAAAGUUUGGCUAAGAAGACUGAUUGAUCCCCAGAGGGGUGUCCUCUAGUUUUGAGCUGGUGGCUUUAUACAUUGCCACGGCAACUGAUCGGAAGCGCUCUUGUGAUGUGUUGCUUGAUGCUGAUUAUUGUGAAGACACUCUGGAGGACUGCUGUUAAUACAUUUGUUCUGCAAACUGAUAUCCUGACGAUACAAUAUCGAUGUAAUGCUUUCUCAAUGUGUUCUCAAAUAUUAUGUGUUGACGAAAACUUUGUCACAAAAUAUCUCUCGUUAUAUAAUACAAUAUAUUGGUGUGUCGUAAAGUUUGCAUUGCCUGUUGUUGUUGUAGUAGUAAAUAGCCGUGCUGUUUUCUCUUUGGUUUUGAAAUGUGCCAUAACGUUCCCUAAAUGCCUCAACCUUCUCGCAAGUUACAGUACGUCUACGAUACUCUUAAACUAGAUUACAUAAUGGCACUUGUGUAUACUACUUGUGUACGUAUAUCAUGAUGUGGAUAUUGCAAAAAGGUAACAAAAUUUGACUGCUGCGAUAACUCGCGUCUUUCCCUAAUUUCUCAUCCUUGUUGGCUGUUGCUUCUUCAGUUUGUAGUCCAGUGAUUUCACCUCCAACCUGCUUGCUUGUUUUACUCAACAGAAUACAUGUACUGUAUAUUUACAAAUACCUAACAUAGUCAGCCUGUUCUAAUAAAACAUGAGAAUGGUUGUAGCAAUUAAUUGGGCUGGUUUAAGAAUUUUAACGAUUAAAGUGAAUCACUGUUGGAGCGAUUGAAACUUAAAACAACUUUGAGGCAUUUCAAUCAGUGAUGUGUGAUUCUGAAAUGAGGAAGUAAACGUUAAUGGACUGUUAGAUUUUGGUGUCUCAAAAGAUGUGAUAUAUUUUCCAUAAAUCAAUAAACUGAAUGAGCUUUACUUCA
Messenger RNA from Corythoichthys intestinalis (scribbled pipefish), 2249 nucleotides. It is a transcript of the gene calm3a, whose product is annotated as calmodulin 3a (phosphorylase kinase, delta). The coding region runs from base 211 to 660 and encodes 149 amino acids. The transcript is spliced from 6 exons. The record is from RefSeq and is a predicted model, not a curated record. Gene Ontology annotation, molecular function: calcium ion binding; enzyme regulator activity. NCBI's taxonomy places the organism in Eukaryota, Metazoa, Chordata, Actinopteri, Syngnathiformes, Syngnathidae.